This is a messenger RNA of Capronia epimyces CBS 606.96, 348 nucleotides long. RefSeq names its product endoribonuclease L-PSP. Gene Ontology annotation, cellular component: mitochondrion; cytosol. The coding region runs from base 1 to 348 and encodes 115 amino acids. The record is from RefSeq and is a predicted model, not a curated record. Lineage: Eukaryota; Fungi; Ascomycota; Eurotiomycetes; Chaetothyriales; Herpotrichiellaceae. The transcript has 2 exons. Gene Ontology annotation, molecular function: deaminase activity.
AUGUCUUCCACAGCGACCGCCAACGUCCGUCUCGACAAUGCCGUCGUCACCGGCAAUGCUCCAGCACCCCUCCCCGUUUUCUCCCAGGCCAUCAAAUCAAAGAACUUGAUCCAUGUGUCUGGAAACGUCGGCAUGGAUCCCUCCACCCAGGAGCUAGUGCCUGGUGGUGUCAAGGCCCAAACGGCUCAAAUCCUGAAGAAUCUCCAAGCUGUCCUCGAGGCAGCGGGAUCCGGGAUUGGAAAAGUGGUCAAAGUCAACGUCUAUAUCACCGACAUGCGAAACUUCGCCGAGAUGAAUGAAGCCUACCUUGGGUUUUUCCAGGAUCCCCAGCCCGUGAGUCUCCCGUAA